UAGAAGGUUUAGAAGGGUUAUCGAUUUCAUCAUCAUUUGGGCGACACAUGGGAUUAUGCAGAUAAAGGUAGUUCGGAUAAAGGUAAAUGAUGGCUGGCAAAAAGAAAAAGGAAAACUGGAAAGCAGUGAUAGCAUCUCUCCAGAAAGCGUUACGUGAGACACAAGAGAAGAUAGAGGAGAUUAAAAAGGAACACUCCAAGGAGCUAGAGGAGAGGGAAAACCAACACUCCAUGGAGCUAGAGGAGAGGGAAAACCAACAUUCCAAGGAGAUAGAGCAGAUUAAAAAGGAUCAUUCAAAGGAGCUAAAGAAGACUAAAGAUGAAAAAAGAAGUUUGCUAGAACAGAAUAAAAUUCUCAGAGAAGAUAUUAAAAAUCUCAGAGAAAAUAAAUUUCCUAAGGGCAAGGAUGCAGGUGCGAGUGGUUCACCGCAAUCAGAUAAAUUAGAGGUCCUCAAGUUCAGUGAUAAAAUUACCCCUUUAGGGGAGGGUAGUCCAACAGGCUUUGACAUUCCUGCUCAAAAAGUUGAGGCUACUGACAUGUCCCAAGGACCAAAAAAUGUGGAGACUUGUGAACAAGUGGAGGCAAACAAUGGGUCUGAGAUGCCUAGAGAUCCCAAAUCCCUGAAGACUGGAGAAGAUCAUAAUUAUGACUCAAAACGAGAACGUAAAAGUAGAACGAGCGUCCCAAGUCGUAAGAGUAGGACAGUACAUGUAGUUAAGGAACCUGAAGGCAUCUCAGAGAAAACCCAAGGACAAAAUGUGCCUGACGUUCCAGAUAACUGGGAAGACCAACGUGAAGAGACAGACUCUUCCCUUGUACGAUAUAGUUGUGCCGAUGAUAAUGAGCAUUCCAUCACCCCAGAAAAUCAGGCUGCUACCAAAGAAUCUAUACCUGCACAGGCUACUAAUCUUACUGCGCCUUCACAAAAACGGAACUCCUGUUACAUAGUACAGGAUCGUCAACCAUUCAAGGACCUGAAAAAUGCUUCCUGUUCGAUAAAUGAAUUGCUUAAAUUGUACAAAAAUGUUCACCUUGAAGGAAUCUUGAUAAAUAAUUUCAGUAUUGAGAAUAUAUAUAAAAUUGAUGGACAAUCUGAACUGAAGAUUUAUGACCCAAACUUGCAAGCUACAUCUAUGCCAGGUGAUGACUCAAUUCCAAUGUUAGAAAGAUGUAAGCCAGAUUUGAUUCUUAUUGUAGAAUUUGUUUUUUACAUCAUUAAAAACAUGGAAGAAAUCAAUACAGUAGGUGAACAACUUGAUAUGCUUUUCAAUGUGUUUCAGGAAUUUAAAACAGAUGAUAUUUACUCUGAAUGCUGUGCAUUCCUAGAAUACUUUCUUCAAGUUAGUGUUAAUACAAAAGCGCUGCAUUUCCUGAUCAAAGCCUACAGUAAAACUCCAGACUUUACAUUUAUGUAUGAGGGUAGAAAUUUGCACAUGUUUAAGAAAACUAAUCAAUCAUGUAUGCCAUGCAUUUGGAGGAACUUUUCGCAAGAAAUCCAACGUGCACCUUUAAAUGACAUUUUUUAUUUAAGACAGAACGCUUUUUUUGCAUUUGAGUUAAGGCGAAAGGCUUCUUUAGUAUUGAAACCAGACUGGAGGCUGCAUGUUGGUUUGGAAUUGGUCAAAGCUUUUGAAAGGUUGGAGAAAGCAGUAUAUUCUAAUAAAGAAAGGGAGUAUACUGGUUAUUCUGAUCAAGUAAAGGAUUUCUUUAGAUUCUUAAAAAACAUCCUUAGUCAUUUAGUUGAGCAAAGAAAACAAUGUAGAGAGUUCAGAAGUACAUUAAGUAGUCUAGGUAUUCAUAAUGAUAUAGAUUUUCUGAAUUACAUAGAACACAAAAUUCCAAAACUGGCAUUUCAUGUUUUUUCUGGGAUUUAUAUGUACCGAAAGAAGUAAUCAACUUAGCAUUGAACAAGGGACUGUCUAAACAAAUCAGAAUAUUGUUACAGUAAAAUUGUUAAAUCCUUAUAGAGGUGUUAGGUAUGUGUCAUUUAAUGACCCAUGGGGGUGGUCACUUAUAGAAGGCUUAAACUAAGCCUUUUAAGUAAAAUCCCUUAAAGCAAAGAGGUUCACAUCCUUUAAAUAAUGAUUCACAAUGAUAACAUUUCAUAUUUAUGACUUAUACUAAGUGCAAACCCAUUCAUUUAUUAUGUCCCCCUUCAAAGAAGUGGGGUAUAUUGCUUUGCACAUGUCGGUUGGUCGAUCUGUCAGUAGACCAAAGCUUGUCCGAGUGAUAACUCAACAAUUCCUGGACGUAUCGUCAUCAAACUUGACGUGAAGGUUGGGCCUGACCAGUCGAUGACCCCUAAUGAUUUUAGGGCUCAUCGGGUCAAAGGUCAAGGUCACUGACCUUUAAUGAUAAAAUAAUUUUAAAGCUUGUCUGAGUGAUAACUCAACAAUACCUAGACCUGUGGUCAUCAAACUUGAUAUGGAAGUUGGGCUUGACCAGUAGAUGACUCCUAUUGUUUUUGGGGGUCAUCGGGCCAAAGGUCAAAGUCAGUGACCUUGAUUGGUUAAAGGGUGUCUGAGUGAUAACUCAACAAUACCUAUACCCAUGGCCCUCAAACUUGACUUGGGAGGUUGGGCCUGACCAGUAGAUGGUCCCUAUUGAUUUUGGGGGUCAUUGGGCCAAAGGUCAAGGUCACAGUGGCCUUGAAUGAUAAAGGUUGUCUGUGUGAUAACACAACAAUGCCUGCACCCAUGGCCCUCAAACUUGACUUGGAGAUCAGGCGUAACCAGUAGAUGACCCCUAUUGAUUUUAAGGGUCAAAGGUCAAGGUCACAGAGAUCUUGAAUGCAAACGCAACAAUACCUGCACCUAUGGUCAUCAAACUUGACAUGAGUAUUUGGCCUGACCAGUAGAUCACCCCUCUUGUCUUUAGUGGUCAUCGGGCUACGGUCAUGGCCACAGUAACCUUUAACGCAAAAAUGUUAACAAAUCUUCUCCCAGUGAUAUCUCAACAAUGCCUUAACCUAUGAUCAUCAAACAUGACAUGGAAGUUGGGCCUGACCAGGAGAUGACCCUUAUCUAUUUUAGGAGUCAUUGGGUCAAAGGUCAAGUUCACCGUGACCUUGAAUGCGAAAAUGAUUCGAGUGAUAACUUGACAAUGCCUGCACCCAUGGCCCUCAAACCUGACUUGUAGUUGUGUCUGACCUGUAGAUGACCCCAUAUGAUUUUAGGGGUCAUUGGGUCAAUGGUCAAGGUCACAGUGACUUUGAACGAAAAAAGCUUGUCUGUGCGAUAAUUUGUCAAUGCCAGCACCCAUGGCCCUCAAACUUGACAUUCAGAUUUUUGGUGACCAGCUGAUGACUCCUAUUGAUUUUGAGGUCAUAGAGUCAUUGUCAUAGCACACUCUAUCCUCACACUUUGAAUGGUCAUAAUCUUAAAACUGCCUCAACGGCAUCCAAUGUCAGUGAAAAAUCAGCUGUCAUUUCGGUCCAUGCAUAUUUCAUUCAAUUGUCCAUAUAAUCCUGACAAAAUGGUGCUGGGGGGGGGGGGGGGGCAUAAUGUUUGACAAACAUCUCUUGUUUAAAUUGAUGUUUUCGUAAGCAGAUCUGUUAAAAGGUAAUUGUUGUAAUUAUCAUUAAAUGUAUUGUAUAUUGAUGUGCCAUCAAUGACCUACAUUACUUUCCUGUGUUUGUAUGUUUCAUGGUUAAGUUAGUUUAUGUUUGAAUGGGAUUGUUGCAAGCAAUGAUUGAUGUGUUCGUUAAUUAAUCAUUUUAUUCAUUCAUUGUAAUAGUUGUUGAUGUUUUUUUUGAUGUUUUUAUGAAUGAUUUUAUAAUCACAUGGCACAAAUCUUUUCAACAUUAAACUAAGGUGUUUAUGAUCCUGCUUCUGGCCAUAAACAACUCCUUUGCCCGUUAUAACUGGUUGUUUAAAAAAUUAAUAGUAAUAUUUUCCAAAUUGUGUUUUCUUUUUUUAUUGUUGAACCCUAGUCUUUUAUUAGCAUACAUAGCAUCCAACUAUAACCUUGCUAUUUAUAUUAUUAAAUGUAGUCUAUUGAUGUGCCAUUCAUGACCUAAAUAACGGUCCUGUGAUUGUAUGUUUCAUAGUUUUUAGUUUAUGUUUGAAUGCAUUAGUUCUUAAAGCAAGCUUUUAAUACUGAUCGGAAAGUUUUCGUUGCUUUAACACUUUGUUCAUUUCGUAUUUAUAACACUGUAAUAAUUGUUCAUGUUUUUUUUUUUCAUGUUUGUUUAUGAAUGAUCACAUUGCACACAAAAAUAAAUUUGGAAAGUAA
Messenger RNA from Mya arenaria, 4233 nucleotides. RefSeq lists its product as uncharacterized. The transcript has 8 exons. Gene Ontology annotation, biological process: mRNA processing. Gene Ontology annotation, molecular function: RNA nuclease activity. The record is from RefSeq and is a predicted model, not a curated record. The coding region runs from base 87 to 1892 and encodes 601 amino acids. Lineage: Eukaryota; Metazoa; Mollusca; Bivalvia; Myida; Myidae.